GUAAAAGGCAGACACCCCACCAUGGUGGGAGUCUUUUUCUUUUUCUUGGGCCAUGGCGAUCGAUGUCACUCUCGAUGCAUGGAUGGGUAUCCUGUGCAUAUUGCAUGCAGGAGUGCCGGAUUUGUCGAUCGCCUUCUGUCGCUGAGCUGAUUGCCUUUCUGGUCGCAUUAUUCAUGUAAUAGCAGAGCAACCACCAGCAGAGCCUUCUUGUAUUGCUGUCUACCGGUAUCAACUCGCAGUUGUUUGGCAAACCAAUCGUACCGGUAAUAUCUUCCAUCUAGAGCUAGCUAGCUACUUAUUCGAGACAACAGCAUCAACCAUGCGCCGCCCACCAAGCCGCACGACGAGCAAGGAAAGUACAGUUGUGGAUGUCGAUGAGGUGGCCGAGGACUAUCAGCUAGAUGAUGAUGAUGAUGACGAUGAUGAUGAUGGCCUCCCUCCGCCUCUCAAGCGGAUGACAGUGGACACCGUUCCAGAGUCAGACGGUGGUUCCUUUGCUGUCCGAAACUCGGGUCGCGUUGACGGGUCCAAUGGUGUCGUCAAUGAGGAUGACGAGGAUAUCGUCCCUCCACUAUUUUCGAUGAAGGGCGUCAAUGGCACUAAAGAUAUCAAGACUGUGGAUGUGGAGAUGGAUGUCUCCGGAAUAGACGUGGAUGGCAUGAUGAGCGACGCAGAAUCUGGAGCCUUGGUCGAAAAAGCUCUCAACGCGGACGAGACUGCCUUGUUGAGUCCUACUUCGACUGCUGGUACGGAGGAACCGCCCAAAGAGAAACGAAUCUCAGAGGAUCGAAAAGUCAAGAAUCACGAGCGUCGCAGUCUCUUGAACGAUGAUUGCGAAGGAGAUGAAAGCACCGACUAUUUUGAAGAGCUUGGUUAUCAGGGCAGAUCAUCCGACUUCAGCAAAGAAAUGCAACGAGCUGCUAACAGGUAUUCGGGUGAUAUGGACGAGUCCCAUUAUCGCCUCAAGCAACGCUUGUCGAUGAUGGAAAGGAUGCAAUCCAAGUUCCUUAACCAGGAUGAAUCCAAGGAAAAACUAUUGCCACAGGAUACGUUCAGUUUCAUCAUUAUUGCGGAAACCUGCACCAUUCCCUUCAUCAUUUCGUUGACCAUUUUCGUACUACAAUUGACAAUAUUCAUAUUGGUGCUGCUCGACUUGGCGGCACAAGGAGAACCAGGAAACAUUUUUGGUGUCCCUGCCAACGUCAGUGGCCAGCUGCGGGCCACACAAUUCAUUGCCGUCCUGGUCGCUGUCUUGACACAGGGAGACUUAAGAGUCGCAUUGACCCUUGCGCGUGAUGGCUUUACAAAAGAGUUUCAUGCGGCCUUUCGCCACACAGCGGAGUGGAAAUUUCGACUGGCCGUUGUAACCCGUGCGGCGUCGGGAACCAUUGGGCUCGUUGUCGUCUUUGUGCUCAUUAUCACGUCAUCCAGUGUGGUGGGACUGCUGCUCGAUUUUACUGCCGUCGAAUUUGUUUCGAGUAUUGACGAGCUGUGUUUCUUCCUGGCAAAGCAAGGUUUUUUAGGCACUGGAUGCAAGCACUACUCUGCUAUUGUUGCUUGUGACUUGUACAAGGUGGCUCCAGAGUCGCGUCAAGGGUUCCUUCGCAAGUCAUGGAAGACUGUUUCGUUGUUCUUAAUUCUCAGUGUCUUUUUGGCUGGCUGGAUCUCUAUCGUCAUCUUUCAACUGGAUGGGCAUUACAUGUGCAACACGAUCAUGGUUAACAUGGGCGACGACUUUGUGCCAGCGCUAGGUGCGUUCAAUGGGCUAUACGACAUUAAGUUUCCCAAGGGAUAUGUCCCCUUCAAGGAGCGCCGUGCUAUCUUUGUUGAAAGGCGAUCGCAAGAAGUCAAUGUCCCGGGUAGGGGAAUAUUCGGCUACUGUGAUGACAUCAAAGCUUGGACGUUUCGGUGGGAGUUCACAGAUGGAACCGAAAACGUGGAAACCGAUUUCUGCGAAUGGGUUGCUAGAUCCUCUGAAACGGAUACUUUUGACAUCACUGAAACGGUGAGCCAACCCUGGCUUGUCCGCGAUCAAACCCAACGAGAAGUGGUGCUGGAUCCUUUCCGUUUGUUCUGCUUUGACUGUGAAAACGAGGGCGAGGAUGACAGUGAUGAUUGUGGUGGGAAAGGUACUUGCAAUAGUGCUGUAUGUGAAUGUCAGGAUGGGUGGUAUGGGCUUCGAUGCGAAUUUUUAAGCCCCUGCUCUGAGCUUGCCAUUGAUGCCCGAACUGAGGAUUUUGCCAGCACCAGGGACUGGUCGUCCGAUUACCAGUCAAUCGAAUUGAACAGUGGCUCUCUUGCAGAGGCAUACUAUCGCCCAGUGUAUGUUCACGAAUACAGCAAUGGUGCUUACGAUGUUGUGAUGUUCACCGGGAGGCGUUGGGCCUUGACGUCUUCAGAGUUUCUCCCUCGCAAGGGAAGGGUAGCCGACGACAGUGUGUCCGGUGGGCAAGGAACUGGAUCUGAUAUUGCGAACUUCUUCAAGUAUUACUAUCAUGGUUACCGCGGCUAUUUUGAUGGCGACUAUUCGGUUGCCUUCCUCAGUGACUUCAUGGACACGACAACGCAUUUUGAUGCCAGCACUCCAGUUGCCUUCAGCUGGUAUCGGGCUGUAUCUGAGGAGAGGACACACGCUUUGGAAAACCAGGGGCUUGGCCAGGAGGUGGAAUCGGAGUUUCUCUGUAGCGGCUGCGACAUCGAAUCAAACCCCUGUCUUUAUGACGGAGAAUGCAUUGCGGGUGUGUGUCAAUGCUCCCUGGAUUCCUUUGGGGAGCUUUGUGAGAUUCCUCCUGUUCGCAAUGGUCACUGUGACAAUUUCUUCAAUACACCUGAGUUCAAGAUGGAUGGAGGUGAUUGCUGCGAGUCCACUUGUGAAAGCACUGACCAGUACAUCUGUGGUGCUGAAGAACAGGGCUAUGUGAGCACAGGUUACUUCAAUUGCAAGCUGGCCACAGAUAAGUGGAGAGCAUAUCCUUUGAAAGGUGACGCUGGCUCCUUCUCAGGAUUCGCUUUGGAUCUUUCGAUGAGAUCAAUGGCAGUUUCAGAACUUCUGCAGGAUCGAGUGCGUAUUUAUGACAAAGUGGGAUCCUCUUGGGUCCUUCGUGAUACCCUCACGGGGAACCCAGGCACAAGAUUUGGGACAAAUUUGGUUCUCUCCUCUGGGCCAUAUAAUGUGGUGAGCAACCCAAGUUUCAAGUCACCACUGACACUCGCCGUGAUCGACGGUUUCCGGACUCUCAGAAUUUACAAGUGCAAUAAGGAUGGCUGUAUCACGACACAGGAGUUUCCAAUGGUCAUGGACGUUGCUGUAUCAGAUGAUGGCUCUGUGUUGGCAACAUCUGAUUUCGUACAAAACCAGCCACCCGGUGCGAUCAGUGUGUACGAGGAGGACCAAAACGGAGUAUUUCAAUUGCGAGCAGAUGUAAAUGUCACCAGGAAUGACGUGAUUGCAAAUCUUUUGGCCCUCGACUUGAACGGGGAUGGAAGCAAACUGGUUGUGCAUUCUCAGCUCACAGAAUUUGACGCAUUGAUUAACUUCGAGUUGGUAACUGAUGAAUACGUUGGCAUUAUGUCCUGGGAUGGAGCGUCAGGUAGAUAUGAGAACGAGACCGAGUUCAGGUUUGAGUCUCCGCUGAACACGUUACAUUUUCCAUUGUCAUUGGGAAUCAGCCAAGACGGAAACGUUCUUGCAUAUGGUUUCCCAGAGUGCGACGGAACCCAGCUGCACAUCAAAGAAGUCAAUGAGGAGCAAGGCUGGCUGGCUCGACCAGCCCCUUCAUUUGACAGGACAAACUGUGUGGACAAUGAGCGACCGAACAGGAACAAUGGCUUGGCAAUAUCUGGCAAUGGAGACAGGAUUGCCUUCAGGGUUGGGACCAACGUCAGCUAUUUCCAGUGGGAACCUGAAGGUUGGAAUCGGAUUGGUGAUCCCUUUCCACUGACACAUUAUCCUGUUUCCAUGUCUUCUGACGGUACUGAGCUUGCCAUUGGAUCCCCUGAAGACGACAUUGGAGGAGUAACAGGUGUAUACUCGCUCCCCGGGAGGAAGGUGUGCCCCAGCGACAUGUCUCUCUUGCGUGUAUCACUGACUAUCGACAGGUUGCCGCAGGAUGUGACAUGGAACAUUCUCAACAACAGCACAGGGGAGACUCUCUUUGAGCAAGGACCCUACCCACCGGAUUACGCUUUUGCAACAGUUGUCGAAGAGAAAUGUAUCGCCUCUGAUUCCUGUUAUGUUUUCUCAAUAUACAACAAGAGAAAUCGCGGCUUGCAAGCGCCGGGACAGUAUGCAGUUUUCUUGGAUGGCGAGAAUGUUGCCAGUGGAUCAUUCUCUGGUCUUUUUGAAAGAAAAGAAUUUGGGAACUGCAUUUCUUGCCCUGAUGGCACCCAGAAAUUCAGCAUGAUGAUGUUGGCAUGUGGUGUAAUGGAUUGGGCUGUGUUGCAGUUGAUCAACCGGGGAGAAUCAAAUUCUACUGUGCUUCAGUAUGGCAACACACUCGACAAGGCUACGACCAAUACUGUUUACCAAACUUGCUUUGAACACGAUGUGGGGCGGGAUUGUCCUUCUACGUUCCAGGUGAAAUAUGAUGCAUGUCUUGACCCCACGGAAUGCUAUGGUGUGAACGUUUUUUCCAAACAAAGGCACACGGCUUACCUUGAGCUUGCUUUUGGGGAAGAAAGAGUGAAGGCAAAGGAGAGUGCUGUUUGCAACGGGGAGACUUUCACUAUUGGACAAGAGGACAAGUGCUUCCAGGAGGAAGAUUGGAUCAACGGAGAUGGUGGACGCCGACUGCAGUCCUUUCUGGCUACCUUUGGCCGGGUGGCCAGCUAAAGAGCUACCCUUGCUAAACCUGCAACUCUACACUUUCUUUAGGUUUAAUUCAUCGAGUUACAUGUUAUCCCGACAAUACAGGUCUAUCUAGCUAGAGACGGAACCAUGGGGCCGAACGACACGACUCUUCCGGUACCGGUGCGGAAGCUGUCACAACGCGGACACCAAUGCUACGAUGGCUUUCUUCACAUCCCUCUUGGUCCCGUUGCUUUGUGGAGGUGUGGGUACAGAAGUGACGUAAUGGAUUAGCGCCCGCAAAAGACAUGGAUGGGUAGCCAUUCGGAGUCGAUGUUGGUGCACUGUAGCGAGCAGUGUCAAUGCUUGAAUCCCAACAAACGGAUUCUGUGCCUGGUUUCCAGCAGUUCGAAUGGCAACAUUCCGGGUCAGUGCUUCCAAGACGGAAGUCGAUGCUAUUCUCGCUCGAAUCGAUUCUUCGCGACUCAAGUCUAGAAUAGCACUGCAUGCUGACUGCUUGCAUGGAGUUGUGGAAGAUGUUGACAAGGCAAUUUGAGCCAGGGAUUCAAACAGCAGUCCUCUUUCUUCCAUGGGUAGUUUGUAAAUCAGUUUCGCCGAGUGUUUUAUCAAUGCCAGUGAGAACACUUCUGGCAAUGAUAACGGAGACGACGCUAGUUGCAUUAAGGGUAGUACGUGAUGUUUUGAAACUUGGACAUUGAUGAAUGAGCUGAUCCUCGAUAUUGCAUCCGUGGCUUCCGCCCUCACUUCGUUGCUGGCGUCGUGUAGGGCUCUUUGCGACAAAGUUGCAAUGAGAGCCGUGUCUCGGGCCACCUGGGACCCUGAGGCCUCUCUAGCGAGAAGACGAACAACUCUUACUGCCCGUCUUCGUGUCGCCGUGUUGUUUUGAAUCCCCAUGAGCUGCCUCAAAAGAUCCAAGACAGCCCCAUCCCCAUACAAGGAAACGGUGACGCACAUGUCCAUAUCUUGACAGAGACUGAGCAGGAAGCUCAGGAUGUUUCUUUGGACAUGGCGAUUGGAUGUUGCCCCCAUUCUUGCAACAGACCCCAGUAUAUUUCCGUGAUUGGCUAGCAAAGUUCUUGUGCUUGGAGAUACCACCAAGUUGCGGAUGAUUGCAGAUAGUCGUUCUAGAGACUUUUUGUCAGUUUCCAGGCAAGUAGUGAAGGGAAUACUGGCGAGAAAGAGCAUCAAUGUAGAAUUUUCAACAAUCUCCAUGCAGUGUUCUUCUCCAAAGUUCGAGACGUUUUUGAGCAAUCCCAGUAGAGCUCGUGUAAUUGUCGGGUCAUCAAGAUGCCGGCCCGCACAAAAGGCGGCGAUUGAACGUACCAGCCGGCAUUGGAACAAGAGAGCGGAUCCUCGGAGACUUCCAGAGCAUACAUGAAGAAUAGACGUCACAGGCAACCCUGCCCUUCGCCUUAGUGAGACAAUCAAGAACUGAAAGAGUUCCAGUCCAGAGUUGGAGAGUGAAUUGUCGCGUGCUGCUGCCGUGCAUCGAGUGUAGAUCAAGUUCAAUAUCUGACAGAUACUGUCUAUCUCGGCGGAUCGAGCCAAAUCUGAGCUAUUAUACCGACGAAAGAUUAAUCCCAAAUGCAGACACAAAGCAUUGGUGAUGCCGGCCUGGAGAAGUUGGUCAUACAAGAGCGAGGAUGAAGCAUAUUCCUUGGCAUCUAGCUUUUCGCGGAGAGAACGGGUCACUUCGAGUCGUUGCUCCGAGGAAAUGGCCGAAUGAAGCUUGGAAAUGAUAGCCAAGCUGAUGGACUGGUGGCCGAGGCUCACUGGAGGACUCUGGCGUUUUUGCUCCAUGGAUAAUGAGCAUUGCAAGACAGGAAGAGAAGAAGGAAGAACAAGAGUCAA
Molecule: messenger RNA, 6658 nt
Organism: Seminavis robusta
Lineage: Eukaryota; Bacillariophyta; Bacillariophyceae; Naviculales; Naviculaceae
Source: the annotation of a GenBank genome assembly